UCAAAGCUGACACUAGAUGUCAUCCAGGAGUCACUGGAUAUCAUCUUUACUGUACUGUAGUUUGAACAUGUACAACGAUGCAUGAUGCAGUUGGAAAUGCUGCUCACCUGAUAAUGUUGGAGUGGAGGGGUCAGUGGACAUCCCCUCUGCUUCACCACGAGAUAAAACAAGUAUUGAAGCGCAUUACACCGUGUAAAGAUCAUCAUAUCAACCCACUUCACACCAUGUACGGUCCAAUGUCCAAUUUGUUGAGGGAAGUAGGGAGACAGACUGUCAUCCUCUGGAGUUUGUUCAGGAGCGCACACACACAUCACUGCAUGCAGGUUCUGUGGUUAUUCUAAAACUGUAUAGACUUUGUUUUAAACAUGGUUAAAGUGCGGAACACAUCUGAGAACGAAUGAAACCGUCUGUUAGUUUUCGCUUUCGCUCCCUCCCACUUUCAGCACUCCUCCUUUCAACAGAGGCGCACUGCGCUUUUACGCACGACUCCAGUGACACUGUGGAGGAGAGCAGAGUGCCAUGAAGACCGUCGAUGUGUGAGCGUUUUGCUGCCACCGCUAGAAGAUGAUCCUGCUGCCUGGUCUGUUGUUCAUUCUCUGGGGAGAACCGGCUCGGUGCCUGGAAGAGGGCGGAGGCUUUGAAUUUAACGGAGACAUCCGCCAAUUCGCUGUGUCCAACAACACGGUUUACAUCGCUACAGAGGAGAAGCUGUACCAGCUGAACCACGACCUGACCCUGGUCCGGAGUCUGACCCAGAGAGGAAUCAUAAAGGGUGCGGAACAGGUGGAGUACUCGAAGUUUGACCGGGUUUCUGAGACGGAGAAGUGGAACGCAACUUUCAGUGUCAACAUAUUAUUACCGUUUGUUGAGAAUGACAGUCUGAUCAGCUGCGGUAUGACCGAAGAGUGCGGUUACUGCGAGCUGCUGGACCUGAAGAACAUUUCUAAUGUGCGGUACAAGGAGCACGUCCAGGUGGGGCCCCCAUGGCACAGCAGCGCGUCCGUCAGCUUUCUGGUGAAUGUGGAGACCCGGACCAAGACCGACACUUACAUUCUGGCUGCCAUACAGCAAUACGAAGACAAAUCCACAGAGACCAAAUGCUCCACUGGAUCAGACACGGUGAACUUUCAUAAUACCAAUAACGGUCAGAAUGGAGGGAUAUUUUCCUCUAAUGGAGAGUUCGUUAACUCUCCCAUCAAACAUGAAGGCAGUGUGGAGUUUGUGGAUGGAUUUCAGAUCAAUUCAACAAUCUAUCUUUUCUCUAACGUGCCCUCGAAGGACAAACGCAACAAAGUCCGUCUCAUUUGGCUCGAGGGCAAAACCGACAAAACCCAGACUGUAAAGUCUCUGCGGGGCGCGACUCUCAGUAUCUCUGGUGGUGCUGAGUCAGACAGCAGACUCCUGGCCUCCUCGGUGAUCCCGGGUGGGCCGCCGGUGCUCUGGAGCGGCGUGUUCAGUGCGGACGGAGGACAAACCAACACCGAGCUGGUAGUGUUUGACAUCAGCCCUGAUCUCACCGGAGACCCCGAUGUAGAUCCGUACAGAUCUACUUAUGAGCGAGAUUAUCUGCUCUCAAUACUUGUUUCUACCCUGCAGAAGGUGCUCUUCAGGCAGAACUACAUGACCUCUGUGCUGGCAGUGAGACAGAAGGCCUGGGUGGUUUUCUUCAUUGGGACGGGAGACGGGCAGCUCAUUAAGCUUGCUGUGGACAAGGACUAUCACACCACCUGUCCCAGAGUGCUCUACAGGGCCAAUGACGACCGCCAAGUGUUUCCCAAAAUGCAGCUGGACCAGGUGGAUCAUAAACAUGUGUACGUGCCAUUUAAAAACCAGAUGAAGCGUGUACCUGUGUCAAAGUGCAGCACAUACAGAAAUGUGCAGGACUGUUGGUCUGCACAAGAUCCAUACUGUGUCUGGUGCGGCUCUAAAAGAAGUUGCACAUUUGAAGACGAAUGCCAAGAUUCAGACUGGUUCUCCAUUCCUGAUGAUUCUCAACAGAAAAUGGUUUCAUACAAAGUUCUAAAGGACAGCACUGGGCAGAUCAAACUUAACAUCAAGACACACUUGACUGUGGGCCAGAAGACGCUGUCUAACUUCGCCUGUCAUUUCUCCACAAGUUCCCGUGAGCUUUGUAGCACGGAAAGCCCUCCUCCGCAGUUCCCACAAUGCACCUGUAUCCUUUCUGAUAGCACACUUCCUGCUGAAGGCCUGGCGGUCACUGUAACAAUUAGACUUGGGACGACACAGCUGUUGGAACAACUGAAGCUUACCAGCUGUACAGACAUCAGGGGACCACCAACCUCUGUCCUGUGUCAGCAGUGUAUCGAGGCUGGAUGUGGCUGGAGCACUAACGGCUGUUCCUGGGCGACUGAAGGAGUUAUCAAAGACAGUGUUUGCCAAAUGAUGGAGUCAGGGAUGAAGUUUUCUAGGCCAGAGAUCUCCUCCAUCACUCCCAGCGUUGUGUCUUUUUACGGCAGAAACCGUGCGAUGUUGUCAGGUUCUAACCUCAGUGAUGUGACCAGAGUGAGGCUCCAGGCUGAGGAUUGCACCCCAAAAGAAUCUCCUGUGUGGUACAACUCGGGUAUGAAUCUGACGUUCCACAUUCCCCCCGCCGAUAUGAAAGGCGUGGUCAAAGUAUGUGCUGUGCUCCCAGAUGGUAGUUGCCAUGGCAACGCUAAAAUCACCUACCGGUCCUUACCUUCCUGCACCAACAUCACACCCAGCAGCACCUGGAUCAGUGGGAAGAGGAGGAUCACACUCACUGGAUCCCACCUGGAGUUUGUGGAAGGGGUUGUGCACAGCCUCGCCCUGCAGGAAGUCAGACCUCCCAGAAACAAGACCUAUCAGAAUCUGAUCUAUGACACACCGGCAGCUGGAAAUUAUCGAGGGAGUUUUACAAGCAGUGUGUUUCUGAAAGUAGCCAAUGAAACAUUGGCCUGCUCCACAACAAUAACCUACUACCCAGACCCUGAGUUCACCAGCUUCACAUCUACAAGGACAGGAGACGAUGUGCGCAUCACCAUAGAGAAAAAGACAGACAAACUGGAGAUGACAUUGGGAGAGUUGUCAGUGUGGGGCGUUCAGGAAGGUGAACAAUUCCCCUGCAUCAUGGAAGCCAAAGAAACCAGUAACGAGACUGACUUCUUUAUCUGUGAGAUUCAAGGGACACCUGACGCUGAGUUUCAGCACUUAACAAUAAAAUAUGGUGACAAGACGGUGAGACUAGGGCCUCCAUCUUUAUUACAUCAGAUCCUUCUGAUACUGCGCAUUCUGCUGAUGCCCUGUAUUCCUGUUGUGUUGGUGAUUAUCUGUCGAUGGCAAAAGAAGCUCACUGCUGAGAUGAACAAGAUCUGACCAUUAGGUCAAACCUGGAAAACUAUGGCCAACUCCUUUAUCAAGAUGGACAUAAUGCCUCAGGUUCAUUUUCUGCACUGAGACCCAAUUGUUCACCUGUGGGUCACUGGAGUAAAGUUCUCUCUUUGGUCUCAAUAUUAUGUAAAAAAUCUUAAGCAUACAGUGAGUGUAAGAGGACUUCUGCAGUGUUUAGUUCUGAGAUUGUACAGUAUGCUGCAAGUAUCUCUGAACGUUGUCUCAGUUAUUGUAUCUUAUUACGAUUACUGUUUUUAUGGUAAUUAUAUUGUUAUUGGUCCCUCCUCUGUUACUGUUAAUAGAUCCUGUGUGUUUGUUCAUUUCAUUGUUGUAGUAAUGAAACAUAAAGGUACAAAGAAGCUUUAGAGGCGUUGGUAAGUGGAUUUUGUUACCAGCAGAACCAGGCUAGUUGUAUCUGUUUCCAUUCUUUAUGCUAAGCUAAGCUAACAGGCUGCUGGCUGUUGCUUCAUGUUCACCUACAGACUUGAGAAUGUAGCAUUAGCCAGUGUAGUUUUCCUAUUAUGGGUGUGAGGACAAUUAAUAUAUAGUAUAUAGAUUAAUAGUCAAUAUAUCAGAGUGAAAUUUAAGUUUUGUAAUAAAGUCGUUUUUCUACUGA
Messenger RNA from Dicentrarchus labrax (European seabass), 3985 nucleotides. RefSeq names its product plexin-C1-like. Lineage: Eukaryota; Metazoa; Chordata; Actinopteri; Moronidae. Gene Ontology annotation, molecular function: protein binding; semaphorin receptor activity. The transcript is spliced from 17 exons. The record is from RefSeq and is a predicted model, not a curated record. The coding region runs from base 565 to 3354 and encodes 929 amino acids. Gene Ontology annotation, biological process: regulation of cell shape; regulation of GTPase activity; negative regulation of cell adhesion. Gene Ontology annotation, cellular component: semaphorin receptor complex.